AUGCGGGUCGGGGCAAUAGCAGGAAGACCUCAGGACAGUGGCAUGGACCGCGUGCCGCAUCGCUACGUGCCGAAGGGGCGGCACAACGGCGGGGUGUGGGUAGGUGCAGCCACAGGGACGGCCUCACACGGAGGCAGGGUCUACGUGUCGUGGCACUACGAUCUGAAGGGGGGGGGGGCACAACGACAACAUGCUAAUCGGGGCAGCCGCACGGACAACCACGAGACAGUCUUCACGCUGUGGCCCGACAUGGAGACACUUCGGCAGCCCGAUGCUCAAUCGGUGGAGGGGCGUGUUAUACUCGGGACAGUCUUCACGGGACUUACGGAGGCGCGUGCAACCGACGUGCCAAAUCAAACGCACGACGUUGAUGAGGCGGAUCAUGGGCAAAUUGGGCGCCCGCCGCCGGUGAAUCGCUGCUGCUACUGCUACCGCUACCGGAGAAGCCAGUUUACGUACGGUCAAGACAGGGAGACAGGGGAGGCCAUCGCCAUGGAUUGCUUCCGCCGCGCGUACGGGCUGGCCGUGGCCAACACCUUCUGCGUCGGCGGCACGGCCAUGCUGGUCUACGCGGCCGUCAGCAUGGCGCGGAAGCCCCACCGCAGCAAGGGCUCCAUCGUCCUCCUCUCCGUCGUCCUCCUCUUCUGGGCCACAGUCGUCGCCUGCGUGUACAGGGCCUUGUGCGGCAUCCUCCUCCCGUGGUCCACGCUGCGCCGGUGCCUGGCCUCCGUCCCGCGACACCUCCGCCUCCGUGCCGCGGGCUCCAGGGCACGGCGCCGAGGCGGCGGCGGCGGCAGCGCUCUGCCGCAGCUUCUGGACGGAAAUAUACAGAGCCUGCACAUGCCCGUGCUGGCCCGGGAGCCGCCGGUGCAUGGCGGCGCGCGGGCGGCGACGGCGUACGACAUCCUGACGUACGAGCAGCCGGAGGGCGGCAGCGGCGCGUCGGAGUGCGCGGUGUGCCUCGAGGAGGUGGGGAAGGGGGACGCGGUGAAGCGGCUGCCGGCGUGCCUGCACAUGUUCCACCGGCAGUGCAUCGACCCGUGGCUGCACCAGCACGCGACGUGCCCGGUCUGCCGGUGCAUUGUCUUGGCGCCGUUGCCGUUGCCGUGUCCGGCCCAAAUGGUAUGAGUGGCGACGACAGCUGAGCGCACAACUCAAACCAUUCCUGGCGUCGU
This is a messenger RNA of Hordeum vulgare subsp. vulgare (domesticated barley), 1175 nucleotides long. RefSeq lists its product as uncharacterized. Bases 1 to 1128 code for a protein of 375 amino acids. The transcript is spliced from 2 exons. Lineage: Eukaryota; Viridiplantae; Streptophyta; Magnoliopsida; Poales; Poaceae. The record is from RefSeq and is a predicted model, not a curated record.